This is a messenger RNA of Aphidius gifuensis, 4087 nucleotides long. RefSeq lists its product as uncharacterized. Bases 1 to 4026 code for a protein of 1341 amino acids. Gene Ontology annotation, molecular function: RNA binding; tRNA (guanine) methyltransferase activity. Gene Ontology annotation, biological process: tRNA methylation. The transcript has 4 exons. NCBI's taxonomy places the organism in Eukaryota, Metazoa, Arthropoda, Insecta, Hymenoptera, Braconidae. The record is from RefSeq and is a predicted model, not a curated record.
AUGUUUACACAAUUAUUAUUUGAUUCAAAAGAUGUUGAAAAUUUACUUGUCAAAAUUUGUGAUGAUGAUGGAUUUGCACCAGAAGAAAUUAUUCAAAUUGUCGAAUGUUUUGUUGAUGCAAUGAAUUUAAAAUCCAAAAUUUAUGGUGAUGAUGAUGAUUGUCGAAAAGAAUACCAGUAUAAAAUUGGUGAUUUGCUUGUUAGUAAAAUAAAUGACUGGUUUUUAAAAAUUGAUAAUAAAUAUUUUAGAAGUUUAAUAUCAUUGAUAUCAAAAAUCAUUGAAACUUGUGAUACAAUCAGUGUAAUAGAUAAACUUUGGAAUAUAAUUUUAAACAAUAAUAGCAUUGAAGAAUCUUUAACACUAUUUUGUGCAUUAACUGAUGAUUUUUUUACUCAAAAAUCAUCUAAAGUUAUUGAUAUAAAUAUUAGCAAUAUUAAUGAUGAAAGAUAUUGGAGUAUAAUUAAAUUUGGACUGACAUCAAACGUUCAACAACAACGUAAACAAGCUCAACACAUUAUGAAAACAACAAUUGAAUUUAUCAACAACAACAAAACAUAUUUAAAUGAUUUAACAACAUUGAUAAUUCCAUUUAUAAAUCAAUCAGACAAAUCAAUAUCACUGGAAUUAUCAACAGACUUUUUUUUACUUCUUGAAAGUCUAGAAGAAAAACAAUCUCAUCUGGUACUACCAGCAUUUUCUCGUCUUGAAUCAUUGAUAUCAUCAAGUCAUUUAUUUAAUUCUAUCUGGCUUAAAAUUAUUUUUCAACGUAUAUUUCAUCAUGACACAACUAUUGUUGUUAAAUCUGGUCUUCUAAUAAUGCUAAAUAUUGAUCCAAUAAUUUUUAACAAUGAAUUUAUUGAACUUUUAGUUACAGUACUUAACAGCACAUUUUUAUAUGAUGAACAAAGCUUCAAUCCACAAUCAGAGAUAACUCAAAAAUUGACAAAUAUAUUUAUAAAAGCUGAACAUAGUAAAAUUAAUUUUAUCAAUGAUUUUAUAAUUUAUUUAUCAAAGAUACAAUUUUUAGCACCUGUACCAUUGUUUUGGAUCAUUGAAGGACUACGUGGUUUAAAGGAUACUCCAAUAAAUACAAAUUACUGGUCACAGCGAGAAUUACAAGCCUUGACAAUAAUUUUUAACAACGGUAUAUUAAAACAAACAAAAGAAAUUCGUGAAUUAACAAUGUCAUCAUUGUCGAAAUGUUUUUUAAUAUUUACCAAACAAACAAUUGAUUUAAAAAUUUUAUCAGAAACAUUUUUAUUAAAUGAUUAUUAUUUUUUAACUGAUAAAAACAAUGAUGAUUUUUUAGAAUAUAUUAGAAAUAAUAUAACGCAAGAUGAUGCUGUUGAUUAUGUGAAAAAUAAUUGUGAAAAUAUCAUUGAAAAUAAUGACAAAUUGAGCAUUGAAUUAUUUGGAAAAAUGAUUUAUUUAUUAUUAAAAUGUCAUAAAAUAUUAACAACAAAAACGUGUCCAACUAAAAAUAUAUUAAAUAAUUUAUUUAAAGAGUUAAUUGACAUUGACACAAGAUCAUAUGCAAAUAUUAAUUACUGCGAAAAUUCAUUAAAUUUACUUGGCUAUUUAAAUACAAAAAAUUUAUUUGGUAAUAAUGCUUAUGUUGAUGGAGCUCUAAAAUUUAUAAUAAAAACUUUGGAUAAUUCAAUUUGUCCAAAAAAUCAUAGUGAUGUUUUUGUUAAUGUAAAAAAUAUUGAAAAAUUGUUUGAUAAUAAUUUAUUCAAUGAUUUAUUUGUUGGUAUUGAAAAAUUAUUUUUAAAAUCAAUUGAUGUAAUUAAUGGACAUGAUGUUGAAAAUGUGAAAUUCUGGUAUGCUGUUUGUGUUUUGUUUGAAUGUGGUAAGUCAAUUGAUGUUAAAAAAAAAUAUUUUAAUGAUUUUUAUUGUGAUUUUUUGUUAAAUUUAUGUCAAAAGUCAUUAAUUACAAAUAAAAUGAGUAAAGAUGAUGCUCGUUUUAUAUCAGAGUAUCAUGGAAUAAUAGCUAAAUUGAUUGAGCAAUUAUUUAAUUAUUUUACAAUUAAAGAUGAAGAAAAAAUUAAUGAUUAUCUUGGAUCAUUAAUGAAUCUCAUUGAGACUGGAAGUGAUCAUGUUAUUCCAUCAAUUCCAAAAAUAUUACUGGUAUUAAUGCAACAAGAUAAUUCGAUAAACAAUGAUGAUAAUUAUGAUAUUAUAAAAUCAAUUGUUGAAUUGACCUGGAAGCGUACAUUAAACAUGAAAAGAACAAAAUUAUUUUGGCUGUCAAUUGAAGAAAUCAUUGGCUUAAUAACAAAUGAUAAAUUUCCAGAAACAGAUGCAUCUUGUUAUGUCAAUGAGCUGCUAGAAGCAAGUGAAAAUAUACCAAAAUUACGUUUAAUAUUAUUAAAGUCAAUUAAAAAAUUAAAACCAUCAUCAAAAUAUAAAUUUAGUGAUUCAAUAUUAACAUGUUAUCUUCAUACAAAUAUUGGAAAAAUUGAAAAGAGAAUUGAAAGACAAAUAUUUAGAUAUGCAUGCAAUUAUUUUACAAGUAUAUCACCACCACCAGAAAUGCUAGUUCAUUAUCAUGCAAUUGAAGAAAUAUUAUCAAUGUCAUCAUGGAAUCCAGAUGCUGUCAAUUUAUCAUAUAUUCCAGUGUUAUUAUUGCAUCUUGUUAAACGUAAAAAUAAAGGAUACUAUGCUAAUUCAAAUACUCAUAUAUUAAACAAUAGAAUAAUGCAAAUUUUGUUGAUUUUACAACCAACACUUGAUGAUGACAGUACAUUGACUGUACAUGAAGCAAUAUGUGAUCAUUUACUUGAAGAAAGUAAUCAACCAAGUGUACGUGUUAUGCAAGAAUGGUUAAUCAUUAAAAUUCAUUUGAUAAAACCAAAGUUACGUGAACAAUUUUGGAAUUUAUUUGCCAAAGGUAGAGACAAUAGACCAGCAAGUAUCACAUCACUUGCUUCAAUUAUUUAUCAUGUUUUAAAAAAUUUACCAAGUCAUGAAAAAAAUGGAUACUUUGAAAAGGCUAUUGAUUUUAUUUUACCAAAUUGUAUGACACAACAAUUUGUCGUUAGAUUAUAUUGUCAGGUUGUAUUAUCAAAAUUAUGUCAAAUAGCAAAUGAAGAAAAAUGGAUAUUAAAUUUUGAAUGCAAUGCUAUUAAAAAUUCACUAGAAAUAAGUUUACGUCAAGGAAAUUUGAUGAAAAAUUCAUUAAAAUUACUUGAUGAUUUUUAUUUUACAACUUUUGAUCCAAUUGAAGAUUAUGAUUUUCAGACAAUAUUUUAUGAUAUUCCUAGAUUACUUAAUGUUUCUCUGGAUGAAUGUAUCAACGAGACGAUUGUGAGCUAUUGUUCAUGGAAUGAAAAAAUAUCAUUGCCCUAUUCGAGACGUAAUUAUUUGAGUUCAAUAUGUACUCCAUCACAAUGGCAAGAAAAAGAUAAUAAUAAAACAAAUGAUGGACAUUAUACAUCAACAGUAUCAAACAAUGAUAUACAAAAAAAAAUAACACCAACAAAAUCCGUUGAUUUUAUUGAUGACAUGCAAAUAAUAACACCAACAUAUAAACAAAAAAUUAUUGACAAUGACAUGGGAAUGAUUGUCGUUGCAAGUUUAAUUGACAGUUAUCAAAAUUUAGGUGGUUUAUCAAGAACAUGUGAAAUUUUUUGUGCAAGACAAUUAAUAUUAUCAAGUGCAAAAAAUAUUGAAAAUAAAGAAUUUCAAUGUUUAAGUGUAUCAUCAGAAAAAUGGGUAAAUAUUGUUGAAAUUAAAACACAUGAAUUACGUGAUUAUUUAAUGGAAAAAAAAUUAAAUGGAUGGAGUUUAAUUGGUGCUGAACAAACAGCAAAUAGUGUUAGUCUUAAAAAUAUUUCAUUUCCUAAAAAAACAAUUUUAUUAUUGGGAAAUGAAAAAAAUGGUAUACCAGCAAAUUUAAUACCAUUGUUGGAUAUGUGUGUUGAAAUUCCACAAGCUGGUGUUGUUAGAUCUUUAAAUGUUCAUGUCACUGGUGCAAUUUGUCUUUGGGAUUAUGCUAAACAACAUAUUUUUGUCAAAGAUUAUUAAUUAUUUUGUGUAUUUUUAAUAUCUAUAAUAAUCAUACCAUUUUUUUUUAAAUGUAAAUUUG